CCAUAUUCCGGGACUACAGCUGAAGCGCUUGUAUAACUUUUGUCGCGAAAAAAACAUCGCGGUAGCCAAUGGCUGUCGUAUCGAGAUAGUUAUUCAAACAAUCUGCGGCAUCACUGCAAAUUUUCGGGAGUGAAAACAAGUGAAGUACAAAUUAAAUGGAAAGGGACAAGCCUUUGGCAACAGAAGCAGUGAUGUCUGUGAAAAUCUUCGCUUUCAUCGUCUUGACCCUCUAUGUUGAAGGCGCACGGUCACAAUGCCAGCCCAGGGACUAUGGCAAAGGCAGCGUGGUGUGCGUCUGCAACGCCACGUACUGCGAUUACCUCGGGGAAGUGAGCCCGGUUCCUCAGGGACAGAUCCUUGUUUUCGAGAGCAACAAGGCAGGACUCAGGUUUUCUAAGACAACCGGCAGCGUCGACGAGCAAUCAGGCGAUCCGCAGAGUCACGAUGACACCGUAACCAUAGUCGUCGACACGUCCAAAACCUACCAGAAAAUUUACGGCUUUGGCGGAGCCUUCACCGACGCCGCUGGCAUCAACAUCAAGUCCCUGCCGAAGAACAUGCAGGAAGAUAUCAUUCAAUCUUACUACACCGACAAAGGGCUGUCUUACAAUAUUGGCCGUGUGCCCAUGGCAAGCUGCGAUUUCUCCGUGCGACAGUACACGUACGCGGACACACCAGGUGAUUUUGGCCUGGCAAACUUUUCGCUUGCCACUGAAGACUACGAACUGAAGAUUCCUUUAAUCAAGCGAGCGCUAAAUGCGUCCAAGAAUGCCGUCUGGAUGUUCGCCAGCCCAUGGAGCGGACCAGCGUGGAUGAAGACCAAUGGAAAGCUUUAUCACGGCGGCUUUCUGAUCGGACAUCCCGGUGGACCAUAUUACAAGACGUGGGCAAACUACUUUGUCAG
Rhipicephalus sanguineus (brown dog tick) is the source of this 904-nucleotide messenger RNA. RefSeq names its product lysosomal acid glucosylceramidase. NCBI's taxonomy places the organism in Eukaryota, Metazoa, Arthropoda, Arachnida, Ixodida, Ixodidae. The transcript is spliced from 5 exons. The annotation marks the transcript as partial. Gene Ontology annotation, molecular function: glucosylceramidase activity. The record is from RefSeq and is a predicted model, not a curated record. Gene Ontology annotation, biological process: glucosylceramide catabolic process.